AAUCUAGGUUUUGUAAAAAUGAUAACAACUCCUUCUUAACACCCAUACUUCAUAGAAACAAUUCUUUAUUUCAUAAACCUGUUGUUCUUCAGCAAUAUCAACAUCAACAGAUAAGCAUUAUGCUUUCUCUACUUUUAUUUUUUUUUGUACUCUUACAGUAUAUUGUCAUUCUGGAAACCUUUCUUUUCUGGUCAUUGCUUAGGAGAUGUUAAUUCAUUUUGAAAGAACCUUUGGUAUUUACUCCAGAAUGAAUGUGAAAACAAAAGUCUGUGUGUGAGGCUCAAGUCCUCAUUAGCAAACUAAGCACAUUAGGGUUGCCUCAAAGGAAGCUUCAAAACAAAUGUUCUAAAGCAGCGGUUCUCAAUCCUCUUCCUCACGUCACCCUACUCUGCACCUCCCUCUCUCUCUCUCUCUCUCUCUCUCUCUCUCUCUCUCUCUCUCUCUCUCUCUCUCUCGUCAGAUUAGCUCAAACAAACUGUUCCAGUUAUACACUUGUUUUCACAAAGCAAUGAAUGAGUUUUAUAAACGGGUGCGCCUACGGUUCCUGUGCUGUAUUAAAGCUUUAAUCAGAAUAAAACCGUAUUUAACAGAACCAGUAGGAUUUACAAACAACAGAGUAUCUAAAAGUAUGAGACAACAACAAACAAACAUACUAUUAAGAGCCAUGCUUGCACAGGUUCUGCAUGAGACUCUUCAUUAAUAUUCUCUGCGGCUCAAGGGGUGGAAUGUUCCUCAUCUUCUUCUUCUUCUUGAAAUUUUAUUGGCACUUUACAAAAAAAAAAAAAAUGGAUAUCCACCACCAACUGAUAUUGAGUGUGGAUCAAAAUUAAUUACUCACUUCCCCCACAUUUUUUAAUAAUAUAAAAACAGGUUCAUACGCACUCGAGGUGGUUUAGUGAAUCACAACACACUGAGCCAGCUGACUUUUUAUCAGCCCAUUGCAUAUAAUUGAGUGCACCCCAUGAAGCAUAAUUAAGCUUUGAAAACAAAACAGUACACCACCCCUUUAAACAGCUUAGUGCUAUUGGUUCGGUUGAUGCUGUCUCUCAGUGUUUAGUAUGCUUGUACAGCAGUCAAACAUGGCGGUACGUUUGUUCGAGGAUAAAGAACAUGCAGACACAUACUGGAAGUACCGAAUUUCUCCUUCUGAAGAGCUCAUCGACAAGGUUCUACAGUUCCACAGGAGUAAUACCAAUUCAGCCAAUGACCUGGCAGUAGAUGUUGGUUGUGGGUCAGGACAGGGAACACUGCUCUUGGCACCACAUUAUACUUGUGUGGUAGGGACAGACAUCAGUCCUGCUCAACUGGAGAUGGGGAGGAAACAUGUUAAUAUGCCAAAUGUCUCUUACAGGGAGAGUCCAGCUGAAGAACUGCCUUUUGAAGAUGGCUCUGUGGAUCUUGUGACGGCCAUGUCUGCGUUCCAUUGGUUUGACCAUUCGCGUUUUCUUCAGGAGGCUCACAGAGUGCUUAAGCCUCAUGGCUGCCUCGCAGUUCUCAACUACAUCAUGGACAUGGAGCUGAGCUACGGAGACUGCUCGGAGACUUUAAACCACAUCUGUAAUGAGUUUUAUGCAGCCUUGCAGCCUUUCCGGAACCCUUACCUAAGAUCCAGCUCUUUCGAACUUUACAAAAAAACACAUGACUCUCUCCAGUAUCCAGACAAAGAAUGGCAGGACAUUUUUUGGGUGAGGAAGCCUGUCCCGCUCUCUGGCUACAUCGGCAUGGUGGAAUCUUUCUCCAGUUUCCAGGCUCUCUUAAAAAAGGAUCAAGAAGAGGCCAGACGACUCUCACAGGACACUGAACACAGACUGCUGCAUGCAAUGGGUGUGACAUCCUCGGAGACAGAAGUGAUCAUGGGAGUUAAAUACUUCUAUUUUCUAGCCCGCAAGCCUGCAAAUGACUGAUUUCUUUCUUUAAAUUGUAAUUUUAGAUCUUUUUAUUAGUUUAUAUUUCGAUAUGAUUAUCUGGGUUACUAAUUUCCAUAACCAUCGAGUUUCAUAACCAUCAAAUAAAAAGUUAUAAAAUAUAUUUAUUUUUCUUACACUUUCAAUAAUAAUAAUAAAAAA
This is a messenger RNA of Carassius auratus (goldfish), 2066 nucleotides long. RefSeq names its product putative methyltransferase DDB_G0268948. Gene Ontology annotation, molecular function: S-adenosylmethionine-dependent methyltransferase activity. The record is from RefSeq and is a predicted model, not a curated record. Lineage: Eukaryota; Metazoa; Chordata; Actinopteri; Cypriniformes; Cyprinidae. The coding region runs from base 1059 to 1904 and encodes 281 amino acids. The transcript has 6 exons.